GUUCUUUGUCAUGCAAAUUCCGCCUUUUAUUACCAUGGUUUCAUUCAUCAGCACUUCUCCAUAAAAUCAACAUUGUUUAUUUAGAACAUUUUUGGUUGUAAAAUCCAUGCCUUUCUUUGAUUUAUAAUGUCAGAAUAGCAAAAAGGUUACAUUGUUUGAAUAUGUGGGAAGGAGGAAAAUUGUUAGAAACUAGGAGCCUAAUGCGUUAUACAAGGAACAACACCGUAAAUCACGAUACUUAAAAUCAAUCAAUUUUCCCUUUAUGAUGUCAUUCGCAAAAAUCUAUAAAACCUAGCUAACUUCAGAAAUCAAAAUUAAAACCAAGACUUACCUUGUAGAAGAAAUAAUACGUAAUAUCGACUUCUAUUACACACUAUAAUAAUGGUGAGAAACGAUAUCUUUCCCAUCCUAGAUGUUUCAUGUCUGUCAGAUAAUUACACAGCAGCCAGUGAUUGGGAAGGUGCAAAACUUCAGCAUGAUGUACAGGUAAACAAUCUUGUUGAAGAAUUAUCAAAUGGUUUUAGUGACUGGGGAUUUCUUUACGUGAAAGGACAUGGUAUACCACAAAAUCUCAUAGAUGGAACAUUUAAAAUGUCAGAAAAGUUCUUUAGAAUGGAGAAGGAGACGAAGAUGAGUUAUAAAAGAGGACCUGGAAUAAGUGAAGGAUAUGUUCCAAUAAAAGGUGAAGUGUUUGAUGAAAUGAAACCGGAAGAUAUAAAGGAAGCUUUUGACUUUUUGCCUAAUUCUGAUGUGAGUAAAAAGUUAUCACAGGAAAUGCCAGAAGUUGUUACUGAAUUGAGUGAGUUAUUUGAACAUUGUUCAACAUUGCUAUACAAAUUACUGAGGUUGCUUGCAGUUGCUCUUGGUAUAGACACAGAGACUUUUGUGAAUCUACAUACAAAUAUUGGUAAUCGCAGUUUAAAUGGAACGUCACUGCGCACAUUGUUUUAUCCACAUAUCAAUCGACCAACAGCGGAGAAUCAAAGACGUUGCGGUGAGCAUACAGACUAUGGUACAAUAACUUUGCUUUUUCAAGAUAAUAUCGGUGGCUUAGAGGUUUUGUCUCCGUCUGGAGAAUUUGUAAAGGCUGUUCCAAUUCCUGGUACCAUCGUUAUCAAUGCAGCCGAUCUCUUGCAUACAUGGAGCAAUGGAAAAUUCCGCGCAACCAUUCACAGAGUACAAAUACCAACAGAUCCAAUGCGAUUGUCAAUGCCACGUCAAUCAAUUGCGUUCUUUGCCCAUCCAAAUUAUGAUGUCACUAUUAAUUACCAGGACGAGAAUGGAAAAUCGAAGACGAGAAAUGCGUAUGAACAUUUGAAAACAAGAUUCGAUUCCACCAUUAUUACGAACAAUGUUUAAAAUUACUUGUAUGUAAAUAUUUAUACACUUUCUGCUUUUACGAAAUUGGUGAAUGGCUAACAAUAGAGACAUGACUUCAGCAGAAAAAUGUUAAAUGUCCAAUCCAUAAAUAUUAAGAUGUAUCCACAUUAAUACUAUUUCAUUAUUAUUAAAACGAAUAUUUGUACAGGAUAAUUAAUUCAAAUAUGCAAUAUAUAUAGUAAAGUGUAAAAAAAAAUAGUUCUCCCAUAGAGUCAUGUUAAACAAAAAUAUAAAAGUUUUGAUAAGGAAAAUGUGUUGGGAAAAAAAAAUUGAUAACAAUUAAAAGCAUCAUUAUUAACUUUCUUCUUCUUUUAUCUAUUAAUUAUCAGGACCAGAAUGGAAACUGGAGGACGAGAAAUGCGUAUGAACAUUUGCAAACAAGAUUCGAUUCCACCAUUUUUACUGACAACGUUUAAAAUUACUUAUAAGUAAAUAUUUAAAUACUUUCUGCUUUUAUUAACACGAAAUUGGUGAAUGGCUAACAAUAGAGACAUGACUACAACAGAAAAAUGUUAAAUGUCCAAUCCAUUAAUAUUAAGAUGUAUCCACAUUAAUACUAUUUCAUUAUUAUUAUUAUAACGAAUAUUUUUACAGGAUAAUUAAUUCAAAUAUGCAAUAUAUAUAGUAAAGUAUAAAAAAAAAUUGUUCUCCCAUAGAGUCAUACGAAUUAAAAGCAUCAUUAUUAACUUUCUUCUUUUUUUAUCUAUUAAUUAUCAGGACCAGAAUGGAAACUGGAGGACGAGAAAUGCGUAUGAACAUUUGAAAACAAGAUUCGAUUCCACCAUUAAUACUGACAACGUUUAAAAUUACUUAUAUGUAAAUAUUUAAAUACUUUUUUCCUAUUAUUAUCACUAAAUUGGCUAUCCGUGAGUAUUAAGAUGUAUCUACAUUUUUAUUAUUAUUAUUAUAACAAAUAUUUACACAGGAUAAUUAAUUAACUAAGCAUUAAAUUUUUUGUCACGCUAGUAGAGAGCCUCUUAAAAUGUGAAGUCAGGUCACCCUAACCUUCUUUCUGAAAUUUUGGAUCCUAAGUUUGGCUUUUGCAAGAUUUACAACAAAAAAAUGACACAAAAAUGUUAAAAUGUCUGCAUCGUGAGUAAAAUGCUUGUUUGGUUAAGAUGAAAGAGCAUUGGGCUCAGAAUAACUGAAAAUGUUAAAGAAAUCCCCGGAGAAACACUGGUGCCAUGAUUAUUUAAUAAAAAAUUCUUGAUAUUUUGUUGUUGUUUACGAUUUGAACUAUAAGAAGGCCU
Molecule: messenger RNA, 2630 nt
Organism: Hydractinia symbiolongicarpus
Lineage: Eukaryota; Metazoa; Cnidaria; Hydrozoa; Anthoathecata; Hydractiniidae
Exons: 3
Coding region: 382-1359 (325 amino acids)
Molecular function (GO): dioxygenase activity
Source: RefSeq, a predicted model, not a curated record